UUGAGCAAAACAACAGAUCACUGCCCCUCAUCCCUUUGUGUCGACAGUAAUAAUCCAUUUGAACAAGUUGUGGUCCUCGCUGCAUUAAUCAAAUAAACAAAUGUCAAAAACACCAACCCCUUAACAUUUCAUUCUUAAUUUCACUUAAAUGUUUUUCCUCACUUUUGGAGUUUUUAUUUAUUUAUAAAUAAACAUACUUUCAAUGAAAAUAACUAAACAUAUAUUUGUAACUUUUUAAAUAAAUUAAUAAAAUGAAUAUUUUUUUUAAAUAGAAGCAUGUUGGCUCUGUCGCUGUGUUGUUCACUGGUUGAGGAAACUGGGAGUGGUGUUCACAGUUGCAAAGGCAAGGGGCUGAGUAUAAUGAGGUCACACCCUGGCAGUCAUGAUCGCGCACCCCGCCCACUGUGCCAUGACUGACACAUGUUUUCCUACCGCUUUUACUAUAGCCCACCAACAAUAGCCGAAGUGCUGCGAAGGAGCUGUCCAUGGUACUGAGAGCGCGAACGGUGAAAUCAAGUGUAUGCGAGGUUGAGAGAGAGCCAAUAGCAGGAGGAGGGUGGGGGCGUGUUCUUUGUGUUUUGAAGCCUGAGUUAAUCUGCUGUGGCAUCCACUCAGAGAGCAGCCCUACAUCCGAGAACCAGCACAGCCUUUGCUCAAGUACAUCCUUCACAAAAACAAGGAAGACUUCACUUUAGAAGCUCUUUUGAUUCAUCCUGGAAGACUCUUGUGAGCUUAUAUUGUCUUUUGCGCUGUAGCCUGACUUUGAAAAGUGCAUGUGGAUGGGAAUGAGGAAGGAUGCAUUUCUCUGGUUAUGAUUGUUAUGUUGACAGGCUUUAGUAGGUGUAGCAUGUACAGAUGAGGAGGAGAGGAUCUCUUCGGACGGGAGUUGCGUGCUGCACAGACCCAGUGUGCUCAAGGUUGUUUGGCUACAAGAAGCCGUCACUGUCACGGCUGCAUCUUCCUGCCCUCCUGCACCUGGAUCCCAGGAUUUAGAGUUUGCAGACUAGAGAGUGACUUCACAAUGGCCUGAAGUUUCCCUGCAGGACUACAGUUGGAACCUCAGGAUAUCAGUCAGGUUUUGUCUCAGGCUACGAGAGUCUAAAUGGAUUUACUUGAACUGGUUCACACCACAACCUGCAGGGACCUAGUUCCUCGAACGCCCUGCUGGAAUGCCUAUAAGCAAUGAUUAGCUCCAAAGAGGACGGUUCUUUGAAGUUUUUCCAGUAUGUUGAAGACUGUGGACUAAGAGCAUUUAAGGGAUUGGUCACACCGAACCUCGGCCACAUGUGGAAUGAAAAAAACAGGAUUAACUUUCAGGAGAAAAACGACAAGAAGAGAAAGCAGGAAGACGGCAUUAAAAGGCAAGAGGAGGUGGUCACAGAGGGUAAGCACCUGCGAAUGGGCUCCAUGAGCAUGCCGGCCCCUGCGGAGUACGUGUCCCCUCACCAGCAGCAGCCCCCCUGCAACACGGGUUUCGCGGUUCGCUCCCAGUCCCUCCACUCAGUGGGAGGAGGGGAAGAGGAGGGAAGCCCCACAUCCCGCAAGCAGCCCCCACCCAAACCCAGACGGGACCCCAACACCAAGCUCAGCAUCUCUUCUGAAGCUGUAGACCUCAGUCCCACCAAAGGCGAUGACUCGGAGAGGUUUGAUGGAACACAAUGCUGCAGUGAGGACUGCCGGAAAGUUCCCCCACCAAAACCCAAACGAAAUCCCAACACACAACUGAGCACUUCAUUCGACGAAUCAAACAUUCUCAACCAUGGUUCAAGAGGUUCGCCCACCCUGCCAUCCUCAAGAAAUGGCCAGGCUCCAUCUCCUCCCCAGACCCAGGGCCCACAUCAGGACUCAGACAUGGAUGAACCCGUCUACAUUGAGAUGUCUGGAAACAUGGCCCCUCGUGAACCUACCCCUAAUGUUGAGGAUGAUGAGCCAGGUGAGGCCGUUUAUGAAGAGAUGAAGUAUCCUGCUCUGGAUGAGUACGACUCACGAUGGGAUCUGUCAAACUACCGCUCUCAAUGUCCCACUCCCUGCCCACCUGAAGUUGAUAUCCACGCUCCUCUAAGUCGUUGCAACACACCUAGGGGGACGUCUCUUUGUGACAUCCCUGCCCCUUUCCCCAACCUGUUGAGCCACAGACCACCUUUACUGGUUUUCCCUCCAGCCCCGGCUCAGUGCUCGCCGAACUCGGAUGAGUCUCCGCUCACGCCUCUAGACGUGGCCAAGAUUCCCACGUUAGAGAAUGCAUCGUACAGCAAGUCUCCAACCUCAUCCUCUCUGGAAACGUCUGCCUCUACCUCGCACUCUAGGCGUGCAGAGAGGGAGCUAACAGCUACUCCUACCAUAACGGUGUCAGGGCGAUCUUCAGCGCCCCCGCUGCCCUGCGCCCUCUACAAAAGUUCCUCCUCUUCACACGCCUAUCAGCGUAGUCACUCGGCCUGCCCCUCACCUGUUAGCAUGGGCCGCUGCCUGACGCCUCUUAGCCUCAUGCGGUCACCACCUUUUGAUGGCCCGUUUCCUGGAGCUGGCAUUCCUCGAAGCGCCUCUGCAACGCCUCACGGAAAGGGCUCACCGCCUCAAGAUGUCACUUCAGGGGGACGCCACCACGGCUCUAUGCAGAAUGUCUCAGUAGUCCGCUCACGGACGCCUACAAGCCCACUGGAUGAGCUGACCAACCUCUUCACCACUGGCAGGAAUAUGCUGAAGAAGAAUACCAGCAGCAGAAAAAGUGAAUCCAAGGGAAAGAGCCACAGCUCUGAGUCCAAACGUGAGCACAAAGAACGGAGCCAUCACAGCAAAGAGUCCAAACGAGACAAGGACCGCAGCAGCAGUGGAAAGUCACAUCGGCAAGACAGCAAAGACAAAGAACCGAAUGGCAUUGAAGCCUUUUCUCGACGUGACAGCAAGGACUGUGGUUGUGGAAAUUUUGAGCAGUCAGCCAGAAAAGAAAUCAAGGACAGGGGAUGUAAUGGUCCAGAGCUGCCUCCCCGACCAGAGAGCAAAGACCGAGGCUGUAGUACAGAAGCGCUGCCUCGGCGAGAUAGCAAAGACAGAGGAUGUAACACUGCGGAGCCGUUGCACAGACGGGACAGUAAAGACAGAGGCUGCAACACUGUAGAGCCGUUGCACAGACGGGACAGUAAAGACAGAGGCUGCAACACUGUAGAGCCGUUGCACAGACGGGAGGGUAAAGACAGAAAUAAUAUUCCAGAAUUCUUGCCUAGGAAAGAGAGCAAAGAACUGCUACGAAAUGGUUUAGAUACCAGAUGGGACAGCAGAGAGAAAGUUUGCUACGGGAUAGAACCGCCUCCCAGACAUGAAAGUAAAGAUGUGGGAAGAACUGGGCUCGAAAGUCGUCGGGGCAGUAAGGAUAGCAGCAGGCACGGUGCGGAAUCCAUUCAGGACAAGGAGAAGAGCCACGGUGCAGAGAUCAGGGGGAAGGAAAAGAUCACCAAUGGCAGUGAUUUAAUGAGCAGGCGGGACUGCAAAGAUAGACAUAGCACAGAGUCACCCAAAGCACACAACAGGGACACGAGGUCUGGAUCUUCGGUCACGGUGUUUUCCAGCCGGUCUGGACGUUCUUCCAUUAGUUCAAUGAUGGGGAACUCGUAUUCUGACUUCAAGACAGUUCCCAAGCAAGGCCGGUCAUUCUCCACACCAUCUCCAAUAAGCACACCUCAAAGACAGCCCUCCGAUCUCCAACAGAUGCACCCAAUGCCGUGGCUGUACGACGACAGCACCAUGCUGGAGCAGAUUGAGAGGAAACAGCGACUCUGUCGGGAGAUCAGAUCCCAUCAGCGGCUUCCUGAUCGUAGCCCAUGCAAGAAAGAAAGCCUGCCUAACAUGCCCAGCUGGAAAAAAAACAACGGGGCGAAGAAGCACGGGCCGCCCCCCUACCCCGCUCAGAGCACAGUCUUCUGGGACACGGCCAUUUGACCUUCUGGUCUUGUGAGCACUUUAUUGGGUCACGCUCCGCCCUUUAUUAUCACGCAGGGUUGUAGCAGCCAAUCAGAGCGUGCCCCCGCCAGAGGAUGUGCGAGACGGGGUUACCAUAGCAAUAUUUCCGUGAGGUUUUCGUAUCGUUGUGGAUAUCUAAUAUUUUUAUACUCCACGUGAUGACCUAGCAUCCAUAGAUAUUUUCGAAAUUAAAUGGAAUAUCUUUGCAAAGUUUAUGUAGAGUUAGCCUGAUGCAGUUGUUGUUUUUCUAUCUUUAUUUGAUUUCGAAUUAAGUUUCUCGCAAAACACAAUCAGUACCUUCGCAUCAAUAGCUUUUACUUGCCUUUCUAUUUCAAGACCUCUAGAGACGAUGCGUCGGUGGUUUUGUGCCACACUGAAUGAAAUCUAUUGUAACACUGGAUGUUAUGGUGACUGGAUUAGGGCUAGCUUACUUCUUGCUGCCUUUCCACACUUGAUUCGAUCAUUUAUUUGAAUGUUUAUUUAUUAAGGAAGGAAACAAAUCAACAAUUUAGCAACUGGUUUAAUCACGUUGUCAUCUGUUUGGCCUUUAGUUUCCGUAAGUCAUUUAAGUAGCAGGUUGCAAAUGACAAAUUAGGGUCAGGUCAUUGCACAGGCUAUGAGGGUAACAGUUUUCCUGUGUGAAAUUGGACCGUGUUUGAUCUGUGUGUGUAUAAUGUAUGGCAUUUCAAUCUGUAAUAAUGUGGGGGGAGACCCUCUCCUCUUUGGGUCUGUGGCAAUAGACAGCCAAUGAGAAUCCUCUGAUGUGCACAAUGAGGAUGGUCACCCGGAGAUUAAUGACAAUCUGGAAUAUCAAAGCUGUAUUUUUUGCAACUCAGCGUUAUUUAAAAUUCGUAUACACGGACUGAUAAUUGUAAAAUGAAGAGUUGUUUUUUGUGUGCAGUGAUCUUGUAUAGAAUGACUGUGCCAUUAUUUAUCAUAAGUUAAUUGAGGAGAUUGGUUGGCAACUGACACAAAUGCUUGUUAUUAGCGACACAAACCAAUGAGCAAUAGCUCUCUGCUAUUGUACGUGUGUAUAACCCACGGCUGCGAGGCCUGGUAACAGGGAUUAUAGCUGCAUAAACAAAGAGGCUAUACACAAGAGAGCUGCGAAUUUUGCAAUCCUCUGCCACAUAUUACUUAGCCGGAUACCUGCCACUCUCCCUCUACCUCUUAGAUCAGUUCAAGUGGUCAUUCAUUUGCACAACCAAUGCAACAUUUGCAUUGCCAAAGUUCUUGGAUCCUAGUAGUAUCCCCAACCCUCAUUCCUCCCUUUGACCUCCAUGUUUGAAAUCGAUGCCUGUACAACAUGUGUUGCCUUAGAGACCAAUACUCACUGUAACUGGGUCACACUGAGUGAGAGGUCACAAAGACAUAUAGUACAUCAGUUGCUAGGUUUGGAUUUGGAGAAGAAAUCAAACUAAUGAAUGGCUAAAGUGUUUUGGGCAAAAGUGCCCAAAAAUGUUGAGUGAGCAGAUCUUGGAUCAGAGGUUAAGGAGAAAGUGCAUAACCUGGGGUAGCACUUGGUACACAGUGUCAAAAACAUGGAGGUUCAGAGUAGCGCAACCGUGUGUAUGUGUGCCAGCCUACACUGUAUGCAGGUCAACAAUAAAGAUGAUUGUUUGAAAUUCACUCUCUUGUGCCCAGAGGGUGCAGUUCAGAAAUGUAAUAAUGUACAAUCUCUUUGUAUGUGAAAUGUGCACUGUGAGAGGUAGAAAGCCUAUGUCUUUUGUCUUAUUGCACUGAGUGUUCUCUUAUCUGUACAGUAACAUUUGAACAAAGUAUGCUGAUUGUCACAAGAGAAUUUUCAAGAUAAAUAAAUAUGAACCUCGAAUUUCAAGGAGAUAUGCAGAGUUUCGUAUUGUACUGGGCUGGCAAACCUUUAUCAAAAUGACUUAUAACACUAAUAUCUUACAGUAUAAAACUAAUAAUUCAUUCAGUAUUUAUUAUAUUCAAUUAAUUCAAUAAUUAAUUCAUGUUUGACCAUUGUCGGAUUCUUUUCCAAGGUCUCUUAAAAGUGUGAACUUUACUUAAACUGAUCAUUUUGAUAUGCAAGUCACUAAGAUGCCUAUAUCAAUACUGUGCCAGGCAUAUCUGAGCAGCUCAACAAUGAGGUGUCUGACAAAUAAAGAGAUUUUGGACAACCUUACAAACUCUUGUUGAGCAUGCAAUAAAAAAUGGUUACUGUUUUAGGUGUAUAACAGAAUGUUUC
Triplophysa rosa is the source of this 6163-nucleotide messenger RNA. RefSeq names its product neuronal tyrosine-phosphorylated phosphoinositide-3-kinase adaptor 2b (gene nyap2b). The transcript has 7 exons. The record is from RefSeq and is a predicted model, not a curated record. Gene Ontology annotation, biological process: phosphatidylinositol 3-kinase/protein kinase B signal transduction; neuron projection morphogenesis. The coding region runs from base 1183 to 3933 and encodes 916 amino acids. NCBI's taxonomy places the organism in Eukaryota, Metazoa, Chordata, Actinopteri, Cypriniformes, Nemacheilidae.